Messenger RNA from Brassica napus (rape), 453 nucleotides. RefSeq lists its product as uncharacterized. Bases 1 to 453 code for a protein of 150 amino acids. The record is from RefSeq and is a predicted model, not a curated record. Gene Ontology annotation, molecular function: zinc ion binding. Lineage: Eukaryota; Viridiplantae; Streptophyta; Magnoliopsida; Brassicales; Brassicaceae. The transcript has a single exon.
AUGGCGCUUACUGUUUACCAAGUUGAUCAAUGUGAGUUUGAGGUCAAAGACGAUACUAUGAAGUAUGUUGUUGAUAUGGAGAAGAAGCACAGCAUUUGCAAUGUUUUUGACAUCGAUAAGAUACCUUGCAUUCACACAAUUGCUGUUGCUAAGCGUUAUAAGAGAGAUGAAAACCGUUAUGUAGAUGCUUUUUACUCGACAGAAACAUGGGCUAAAGCUUAUGCUGAAAGCAUACACCCUGGUGGAGAGUUAUCAACGCCUACCUAUCCAGAGAAUAUUGAUGAAUUUUCUUGCCCACCUCCGGCUACCAAAAAGAGCAGUGGAAGGCCUCCUACAAAGAGGAUCAGAUCAGUUGGCGAGUUUGGGGUUCGUGGUUCUAAAUCCAAUUCACACAAGUGCAGCAAAUGUGGCAUAGGAGGACACAACAAGAGGACAUGCAAGACGGCGAUAUGA